AUGCUUUCGUGGCGCGAUGGUGGGGGUAAGUCCCGUGGGGAGCUUCCGUUUAUCUGCGAGGUCAGAGAAGGCUGGCUGCGUUCAGUGGUGCUGUUGAAAAACACGAUGAAAAUGGCGUGGCAACCGCAAGAGGAAGGACUUCGACAAAUCUUGACGCUCCUCAAGGAGUCUCAGAGCCCGGAUACGGCUACACAACGAGCCGUGCAAGAAAUGAACCUACGAGGUCUCUAAGUGGACUGAUUUUGAAGAAUAACGUUAAAGCUCAUUUUUAUAAGUUUUUACCAGAGGUUACAAAUUUUAUCAAGCAAGAAUGUUUAUCGGCAAUUGGAGAUCCAUCACCUCUAAUUCGUGCAACUGUUGGUAUUUUAAUAACUACUAUUGCAUCCAAAGGUGAAUUGACUAGAUGGCCAGAGCUACUACCUGCACUUUGCCAAAUGUUAGACUCGCAAGAUUACAAUGUUUGUGAAGGUGCAUUUGGUGCUCUUCAAAAAAUCUGUGAAGAUUCUGCAGAAGUUUUAGACUCCGAUGCACUUAAUCGACCAUUGAACGUUUUAAUCCCAAAGUUCCUGCAAUUUUUUAGACAUUCAAGCCCUAAAAUUAGGUCACAUGCUACUGCCUGUGUUAAUCAGUUUAUCGUUAAUCGUACACAAGCUUUGAUGAUUCACAUAGAUAGCUUCCUGGAGAAUCUCUUCCACUUAGCUAAUGAUGAUGAUCCAGAAGUCAGGAAGAACGUAUGCAGAGCUCUGGUUAUGUUGCUUGAAGUUCGAAUGGAUAGAUUAAUACCACACAUGCAUAACAUAAUAGAAUACAUGUUAAUGAGGACCCAGGAUCUUGAUGAAGGAGUUGCUUUAGAGGCUUGUGAAUUUUGGCUUUCAUUAGCUGAGCAGCCAAUUUGUAAAGAAGCACUUGCACCACAUUUACCCCGUUUAGUACCUAUAUUGGUAAGAGGUAUGAAAUACUCGGACAUUGAUAUAAUACUUCUAAAAGGAGAUGUAGAAGAAGAUGAAAUGAUCCCGGAUAGAGAGGAAGAUAUUAGACCAAGAUUUCCCAAAUCAAAAACACAUCAUUCACAUCACGGUAAUAUGAACAAACAUUCAAAUGAAAAUGGAGGUUGUGAUGAAGAAGAUGCAGAUGCUGAAGAUGGAUGUGAUGAUGAUUCAACGCUUAGUGAUUGGAAUUUAAGGAAAUGCUCCGCCGCUGCUUUAGAUAUGUUAGCAAAUGUAUUUAGAGAAGAAUUAUUACCAGUUUUAGUACCAAUUUUGAAAGAAACGCUUUUCCACCAAGAUUGGGUAAUCAAAGAAUCUGGAAUAUUAGCACUGGGAGCUAUAGCUGAAGGUUGUAUGAGCGGAAUGAUUCCGCAUUUAUCAGAAUUGAUCCCGUAUCUAAUUAGUUGUUUAAGCGAUAAAAAAGCAUUAGUACGCGCUAUUACUUGCUGGACGCUAAGUCGUUACGCACAUUGGGUUUGUGCGCAACCCCACGAUACACAUUUGAAGCCUUUAAUGACUGAAUUACUCAAACGAGUACUUGAUGGCAACAAACGCGUUCAGGAAGCCGCGUGUUCUGCUUUUGCAACGUUAGAAGAGGAAGCGUGCACGGAAUUAGUCCCUUACCUUGGAUUUAUUCUUGAAACGCUUGUUUUUGCUUUUGGUAAAUAUCAACAUAAAAACCUUUUAAUAUUGUACGACGCAAUUGGUACACUUGCUGAUUCAGUAGGACAUCAUCUUAAUAAACCAGAUUACAUUAACCUUCUUAUGCCACCACUCAUUAACAAGUGGAACGUAUUAAAAGACGAGGACAAAGACCUUUUUCCAUUAUUAGAAUGUCUUUCUUCAGUUGCAACUGCUUUACGAUCUGGUUUCCUCCCUUAUUGCGAACCUGUCUAUAGGCGGUGUGUAUCCCUCGUAGAGCAGACGCUAAAUCAACACAUAGCAAAUACACAGAGUCCAGAACAAUUUGAGGCUCCUGAUAAAGAUUUUAUGAUUGUUGCAUUAGACCUUCUUAGCGGCUUGGCAGAAGGGUUGGAUGGUCAUAUGGAACGCUUGGUAAUGAACAGUAAUGUAAUGCAGCUACUGUAUCAGUGUAUGCAAGAUGGCAUGCCUGAAGUUAGACAAAGCAGUUUCGCCUUACUGGGAGAUCUUACAAAGGCCUGCUUUCAACAUGUUUUGCCUUGCAUACCGGAAUUUAUGCCCAUACUUGGACAGAAUUUAAAUCCUGAGUUUAUAUCUGUAUGUAAUAAUGCAACAUGGACUAUUGGUGAAAUAGCUAUAAAACUCGGUGUACUUCUUUGAGGAGCAUUAGAGAUAAUGAAGAGAAGGAUUCGGCAUUCAGAGGUAUGUGUCAGAUGAUCACGGUAAAUCCAGCAGGCGUUGUACAAGAUUUCAUCUUUUUCUGUGAUGCUGUUGCAUCUUGGGUCACGCCUAGAGAAGAUCUUAAGGACAUGUUUCAAAAGAUAUUACAUGGAUUCAAGAAUCAAGUUGGUGCGGAAAAUUGGAAACGAUUUUCAGAUCAAUUCCCACCACAGCUCAGUGAACGACUCCAUAAUAUGUAUGGCAAGGCCGCUUUAAGGGGCAGGCCGAAAGGGGUUGGGCGGGAAACAAAUCAAUGGGUGGACAGGGUGGGUGGGUGAAACCACGGCCUCUUCUCAUCAACAUCGUUGUCGUUACCAUGUUAUGGUCAUCGUCAGGCUCUCAGGGGAAUUAGUAUGCGUUAUUAGAGCUACAGUCAACAAGAGGUACAAACGAAAAAUCGAAGUGAGAAUGAAACGAGGAAAAAUGAAAACGACAAAAUACAUGUCAUGGGCCGAAAUGUAACGCGUGG
Molecule: messenger RNA, 2817 nt
Organism: Heterotrigona itama
Lineage: Eukaryota; Metazoa; Arthropoda; Insecta; Hymenoptera; Apidae
Source: the annotation of a GenBank genome assembly